Messenger RNA from Acanthoscelides obtectus, 9192 nucleotides. NCBI's taxonomy places the organism in Eukaryota, Metazoa, Arthropoda, Insecta, Coleoptera, Chrysomelidae. The record is from the annotation of a GenBank genome assembly.
GAAUAUUAACUCUAACUUUACUAACUUGGGAAUUAGAUAACUCAUGCCAGUGACCGUUUUCCUGAGAAGUUUCGUUCAAAAUUCUAGUUAGCCACAUCAGCCCAGAUGACGGGGAGUCGCCGACAAUAAUCCUGCUUCCAUAUGGACGCAUGUUGGUGGUUGACCGUCGCGUGGUGAGCCGGCUGCAGAAUCACAGGGACGUGGGCGGCAUGGAAAUGAUGGAAGUGGGUGCCGAUUUGUACAGACCCAGCAUGCAUCGCCGGCCUUCACAACCGCUUACCAUCGCCAGUACGCCUAGUUUCAUCAUCGAUUCAUCGGAUACCAGCAAAGGGGUUACUCCUACCUCGUUGAAACUUCCUCCACCAGCGUACGGCCAACUAUUUCCAUCAGACCUCCCGCCUUCAUAUAGCGAGAUCAGCCUGAUGAUGAAACAGAACCGCCUAGAGACGCUGCAUCUGGAACCCAUGCCGUCCUCAAAUCAACUGCGUGAUGGUGAAGUGACUGUAGUGCAAAUGGCGGACUCUAACGCUAAUGUGGACGAAUCAGAAACCCGUUUGUCUAGGGAACCAGUGUAUAGUGACGAUAACGAUGAUAAUAACAAUGUCAUCGUGGAAAGAGAAAAUGACGUGGAAGACAUAAACAACAAUAAUAAUGUGGUUAUAGCAAAUGGUCAUAUAGAAUUUGUACAGGAAUUGUAAAUUAUUAUAUGUAUAGCAGUAUUAUUUUUUGCUAGAUACAAUCUUUUAUAUCAGAUCUUUGGUGAUUGCAGGAUGCAUUCAAAAGCAGAGGAUCAAUGUAUUUUGGGUACAUACAAAUAAGUGAUGAGGCUGGCAACGUGGCGCUCAAUGAGGCAACACUGGAAGCGCCUGCAUUGGCGGGGAGAUAGGGGAACAUGCGAUCCGCCUUCAGUACAAGUUUGAACUCGCUCGAGUCAUUUGGUUGUCCGUGUCGAUUAUUAACAGUUUUUUCUAUCGUGUUCUAAAAAUGAAUGACAUCAAUUUUGAGCAACGAUGUGAUAUCAGGUUUUGCUUCAGUCUUGCGCACAGUGCAACUCUUGCUAAACUUCACCAGCCCUACGAAGAUAGUGCUUUGUCAAGAGCCGAGGUUUUUCGGUGGUUUAAGACAUUUUCAAAAGGGAGAGAGUCGAUUCAAGCGGCAGGCCUUCAUCUUCAAGAACCGACGAAAAUAUCGACAGAAUAAUGAUAAUAAAAUGUACGUAAAAAAAUCUUAAAUGGAGCACUUUCUAUGUGGAAAUUUGUUUUUCCAAAAUACCAUUUGCAGCAAUAUAUUGACGUCAGGGGCGGCUGGCCCUUAAGUUCUGCAGAGCUGCAGAACUGCCAAAACUUUUGUCUUAACAGAAAAAAACAGUAGUAAUUUGAUCAUUAUUUAUUUUCCAUGUUAUCACACAAAUAGAAACAAUACCGGCGUGCCCCCGCAAGACACGGCGUCGAGUCUGUUUUGCAGCAUUAUAAUCGACCAAUUGUGUACUUGUCAUUUUCGUCGCGACCGCAGCGUAACAUUAUUCAUGGGCCACUUGAAAAGGGUCCGUGCACUUCUUCGACACAAGCCGCACGCGUUAUUAUGUCCCAAGCUGCUUCCGGAAAUGCUCAAGUUCUGGUGUUCUUUGGGGAUUUGAAAGAUAUUCAGGGAUUUUUUAAUAAUUCUCCUCAACGCGUACAGGUACUGUACAGAAUUGUGGUGAAAAAAAUUCCCCAAGGAGCAACAACUCGUUGGAAUUUUAAUAUUCGAACAAUAAAUGUAGUGUUUGAGAGAAUCACUCAUUGAAUGCAUGGAAGAAAUAGAAGAAAAUUUCACUAAUGAAACCGUUUGCAAGGCAGCUUGCGGAAUUCACCGUAUGUUAAACGAUUCUGUUUUCGUGUUUUGGUUGACAUUUUUUCAUCGUGUCAUGCCUCACGUCGACAUCUUGUUCAACCAGUUGCAGAAGAGAAAAACCGAGCCAGCGCAAGUUAAAACGGCUAUCGAUAAUUUUGAAAAAUGUAUUGUCGAUGUGAGAAAUAAAAUUGAUGACAUAAUGAAGCUAAAAGUAUUUGCACUGAACCCCAAGGCAACAAAAGGAGACACGACGUAAUAAUAGCAGUCACGAUCACAGAGUUGACGCAUUAGAAGUAUGCAAACAAUAUAGUGAAUUCUGCAAAUGACAGAUUUCAAUUCAAAGAUCAUUUGGUAGCCGCAUCCCUAUUUUUUCCCGAACACUUUGGAGAAUACUGUGGUAAGUUUCCUGGUGACAAGUUGGAAACUACCUGCUUGGCUUAUCCCGAAUUAGAAAAAAGUCGUUUAAAGACAGAGUUGUCUGUUAUUUAUGCACGGAAUGAUUGCCGAGAUUUACAUGGAACUCUGUCUCUUUUGAAAUUUUUGACACAAAAUAGUUUGGAGGGAACACUAAAAGAAACAAAAAAGUUAUUCGAAAUUAUUGUUACAACUCCUAUGUCAACAUCAGAGGCUGAGCGCAAUUUCUCAACAUUGAAAAGAAUCAAGACCUUUCUUCGAAAUACUAUGACUGUCCAUUGAAAAGGAAUUUAUUUCGACCAUGGAAAAUUUCAACGGGAAGGUGAUCGACAUAUUUCCCGCCAAGAAGGAGCACAGGAUCGAACUGACAUAUAAAAAAUAGGUAAGUUCGGAUUUGCAGAACACCUGUUUUAUUUUUCCACGAGCCGCCACUGCUUGACGUCAAAUACAAAACAAGUGACGUUGGAGAAUAGACCACACGAGUCAUGAUAAUAAAAAUAAAAGGAGGUAUCUUUGCUAAAAAUGAGUGAAUAAAUAAUCUAAAAUAGAGAAAUAAUAGGGAAAAAACGACAAAUGGAUAAACUAAAAUAUAAUUGUGUAAAAUUAACAAAAAUAGGCUAAUAAAUAAACUAAAAUAAAUAAAAACAGUAUCUUAAACAGUAUUCUCUAAAGCAGCAUAAUGAAGAUCAAAUAAACAAAAAAUAUAAUGCAGCCUGGGAUCGAUAAUCGAUAUCCUGUGUUCUGUUCUGUGAGUCAUGAUAAUAAAAAUACAAGGAUAAAAAAGGUAUAUUUGCUAAAAAUGAGUGAAUAAAUAAUCUAAAAUAGUAUCUUGGAGAAAUAAUAGGGAAAAAACGACAAAUGGAUAAACUAAAAUAUAAUUGUGUAAAAUUAACAAAAAUAGGCUAAUAAAUAAACUAAAACAAAUAAAAACAGUAUCUUAAACAGUAUUCUCUAAAGCAGCAUAAUAAAGAUCAAAUAAACAAAAAAUAUAAUGCAGCCUGGGAUCGAUAAUCGAUAUCCUGUGUUCUACUCUCCAAGGUCACUUGUUUUGUGUUGCUUUGACGUCAAGAUAUUUCUGGAAAAUUGUGUUUUGGAAAAACAAUUUUCCAUAUAAAAGGUGCUCCAUCCAUGAUUUUUUUGUCCAUAAUUACAUAUUACACUGUUGUGUACACGUUAAACCUGCGAUAACCCCCUAAGUACGUGGUUAUGUUAAGUGUACUAUCACCGAUAUUUUCACAUACGAUACUUGGGUGUAUCGAUACAUUUCACGAGUAUCGUUAUCUUUCGAUCCGGAUUGUGACAGAAAGGGUGACUAACUUCAGAUUACUUUUCUUCUUUGUUUCCUUCCGCUGAUGCUGCUCACUUCACGACCUCACAUAAUUUAUUUUGGACUGCUAGGUGUAUAUUAGGGGGCAUUCGCAAAAAUUAGGGGAUUUUUAUUUCAAUGGGGAUUUUUUAUGGGGAUUUCUUUUGGGGAAGCAUAUUUUUCUGGGGGAUAUAUUACUAUGUAAAAUUGUAUUAAUGGCAUUACAUAAUGUACUUGUUACGUAUUUAUUAAAUAUAAUAUAAAAUAUGUCGCUCAAUAAAUAUUUCAAGAUCGAAGAAUACCUAACAAAUUGUAAACCUAUGGUAACAAAAAAUAAAUGGUAUUUUUUGGGGAUUAUUUUCGGAAAGUGCUGAAUUUAGGGGAUUUUUACAAUUCGACUGGGGAAACUGAGAUAAACGACCUGGAAAUCCUGUUGGAUUCGGUUUCCGGGAAUUAUGCACACAUGACACACAGCGUUCUUAGUAUCGUUUGAUUAAACAUUAUAGUUCAAAACAAAACAUCAUUGUGAUAGUGUUGCCUCCUGUAAGAAGUGAUUAGUGGAGAUAUUUUGUAAAAUCGAGUUUAAGUGUGAGAUGUAAUUUAGAAGUUUUUUACCCGUUUUUAUUAGUGAACGUAUUUGAUAAUCUAGUCAUGAAGUUGAAAGAAGUAAACAUUUUUUUGAGGGUUGUAGAAAAAACAACCUCGAUUUUCGGCAGUGUAUAUUCUGUAUCGACAGGUUUCGAUACUUGUGGUGUCUGUAUUUUCAUUCCGAUAUUUUAGAGUAUUGAUACUUCCUAAAACGAUACGAAUCGAUAAUGGUCUUGAUACUUUUCGUGGAUCGGAACAUCCCUAGUUCCGGCACUGCUAUGAGAAUGGAAAAACCGUCUUCAGGGCUCUGUGGCUUGAGAAGGAAGUUCUCUUGAAAGUGGCAAUAUAAAAUUGUAAUUAUAAUGAAAACAGUCUCAUCACUUAAUUUACAGACCUCGUAUUUCCGAAAAUCGCAAUAUUGCUGCCUAUAGGAUAUUCUGAAAACAUCGCCAUUCAAAUUAUUUUCAAACUGAUUGAACAGUAUAUCACAACGGACGUACAGGGCGUCCCAAUAGAAAGUUUAUUAUUAGAGGACUAAUUACAUAAAAACUAGGUCAUCUAACGAAAAUGUGUUUACUAUUUAUUAAUCUACACAGUUUGGGAAUUUGUUUUAAAAAUAACAUCGUCCGAAUGUAAACCCUCGCGGUCACGACGCUCAUUUAUCCGUACACUAGGAUUUCUUAUGACGGCUCGGCAGGUCGACUCUGUUAUGGUCGCCAUUUCGUGACGGAUAUGUUCCUUCAAAUGCGCCGUUGGCAUAAACAUUUGAGAUAACCGCACAGGAAAUAUCCACAUGGGUUAAAUCAAUCUCCCUGCAGACAUUCGUCAGAAAAUUUCUGACAAAAGAGCUGCAACUAAGCAAGCGAAGAGGUCUUGUCACCCAGAUGACAUUCACAGAGCAACGAAUCUUGUUCAUGAAGUGAGAAAUGCUCUUCAUGAAUUCCGUUAUGAGCAACGGAGCGACUUUCUGUCGGGGAUGCUUGACUCAAGUAUUCCUCUCUGGAAUGUCGCUCAGAAACGGAAAGUGAGAACAACUGCCGCACAUCCACGGUCCUAGGGGCAUAGUCUGUAGGACAGAGGAAAAGGUCGAGGUUUUCGCUGAUGCAAUGGAAAGUCAGUUCUCUCCCAACUAUGACUUUGAUGAUGACCUCGACGAGGAGCAACAUAUUGUAAGAUCCGUCAGGAGAUAUUUUAGGACCAACGGCGUCAGUGGCAGUAGUGUCUCCCUUAGUGAUUUUUCCUCAGAGAAAUCUUCAGAAGAUUCCUCAACUGAAGAGCUGCAUGGCACAUCAGCGGAAUCUCCUGAGACUCCGCAUUGCACACCAGCAGAGCUCCAAGGUCAUAUUAAAGACCUCAAGGUGCGUAAAGCUCCUGGAGAGGAUGGAAUCACUAAUAAGGCGCUGAAGUUACUUUCGCGGAAGUCCUUAACUUAUCUCGUGGCAAUAAUCAAUGCCAUGCUAAGGACCCAGCACUUCCCAACGGCGUGGAAGACCGCUGAUGUGAUAAUGAUUCGAAAGAAGGUGGGUUCGAUAUUCCCCCAGGAUUACCACCCCAUUAGUCUACUGUCAGCUCCUUCUAAGCUCGCUGAAAAGGUGAUUAUACGUCACCUAGAAAAUUUCUCGGCAGACCACAAUGUGAUUCCUGACGUGCAAUUUGGCUUUCGGUCUGAGCAUAGUACGGAGCUACAGGCCAUAAGGUUUGUUGAACAAGUAACCAGGGGAUUCACCCGUAACGAAAGUACUGGCAUCUUGCUUCUGGAUGUCUCAAAGGCAUUUGACAAGGUGUGGCACAAGGGCCUACAAAUUGAUCCAUAAGGGCUUCCCCUUCUGGCUCCUAAAACUUUUGAAAUCCUUCCUCGAGGGUAGGAAAUUUCAGAUCAAAAUUAAUAUCGUUCUGUCGACAACACGGCCCAUCAAAGCCGGUGUCCCUCAGGGUUCGGUUCUUGGACCAGUCCUUUAUUCACUUUUUAUUCAUGACGUCCCUUGCCCCAGCAACUGUGAAAUCUCUAAGCUGAUGACACUGCCCUGGACUGUAGUGGACGAGGUAUUGGAAUGGGCGAAUGGGUGGCUGAUUAAAAUUGAUCAUUCGAAAACGCAGGCAAUCUAUUGUACCAUGGGAAAGCUCUGCUAAGUAUCUCAGUAUCACUCUUGACAAGGGAAUGACCUGGCAGAAGCACACUGAAGCGUUAACAACUAAAUGCCAAAUCUCAUUUCGGCAACUCUACCCUAUACUAUCUAGAACAUCAAAAUUAAGUUUGAUCAACAAAGUUCGGCUAUACAAGAUGGUUAUUAGACCAACGAUCACUUACGCAAGUGCGGCUUGGUGUUUUCUCGCCAAAACGCAUUUGCGGAGCCUGCAAGUUUUGCAGAACAGAACCUUGCGUACAAUCACUAACGCCCCAUGGUAUGUUCCGCACCCUAAGCGGAAAUCAUACCCCUAGACCAACGAGCCAUGCUUUUUUUAAAUUAAACUUAUUUUCAUUCAGUGCAUUUUUGGCACGCUUUGUAGUGACAUCAUAACUCAUGAUUUGUCAUUUGAUAUAUUUUUUUGUUAUGCUACUGUCGAGUUUUUGACAUACCAUCUGUUUAGAAAGUAUUUAUGGCUUAUGCUUAUUAAUACAAAUUACAUUUAAAACAGUGAAACAUUUAUAUACCCUUUCUAUGUUGUUAAUAUUGUUCUUAUAUAAUGGAGUAAAUAAAUGUCUACUACUUCUUGUACCCUAAGUGUUUUUACUCUCUACAAGAGUUUUAUAAUUUUUAAUAAUUAUUUAUCUCUUUUUUGAUUAUAUUACUUAUUAUACAUUUAUACUGCAUAUUUUUUAUAUUCUUCUAUCCAACUAUUUAUACAUCUAAGCAAACAUACUGUUUUUGCUAUUUAUUUUAUAACUUGUUGUCAUCUAUUUUAUUCUAAUUUAGCCAUGUGUAUAUUUUUCUUUUGCUUAUGUAAAUCCGACCUUUUCCUGUUGACGUUUCAUAUCCUCAAAGCAAUUUGAAUAAAAGUUAUUAUUACUAUUAGUAGUAAUACGGGACAUAACAGCAAGAUAAUAACAACAAGUAGCCGCUUUUCUUCUAUGCUUUUUUGUUGGCAUCUUUGACCGGUGAUUAAUUGAUAAAGAUUAAUAAUUAUAUGAUGUGCUUUUCUGUUUUUCUCACGUAGCUACUGUGGAAACAGCUGAGCUCAGAGACAAGCUGUCUCAUUUGAGAGCAAAAGUUACAAGUAUUAUAACUCAAGGGUUUUAGAGAAAUGCUCAUGUUCUAACGAUACAUUUCUGUCUUAAGAAUUCAGUCUCCUUGUGGACACUUAGCCAUACGGUCACUUUAGGCGAUGUAGGGGUUAUUCAUGAUUGCAUUUGGUGGUCGUGGCACUCCAGUAGCGGUUUAUUGAAAUGUCAAGUUGUGCGCUAAACAAAUAUAAACUUUCUUUUGGGAUACCCUGUAUUAUAUACUGUAGUAGUAACUGGUGACACUACAUGUGUAUUUAACUCUCCUCCAUUUUAUAAUACAAUAAGAAUUUCAUAACUACAAUUUUAAACUGUUUUUGAAUGCUGUUCGAAAUGUAGGUUAACACCAGUUCAUUUGUUAAAAGAAAUAAGGACGAAUGUAGUUAGACUAAUAUAAGUUGAUUGAAUUUUACUUCGUAUGAUAAAUAUAUACUUAGAAUUACAUCUAAACAUUAUCCUUAAGUGCCUCUUAUAAAAAUAAUAUUAGAUUUCAACAAAUAAGGCAAGUUAUAAAAUUUUUAUUUAAUUACGAGUGUAAAUAUUUGUUUACUAAAUUUUUGUCGAAAACACGAGCACAUUUUACGUUCAAGCAUCACCUUGGUUAUGACCUUCAAGACCAUUUCAAGGUCAAAUGGAGAAAUCGAGUACUUUGCUCUAGCAAAAAUGUCCGACAGCAUAUUUGUGAGAUUUGUGGGGAUUACCCAAAUGUAACCUUGUCCAUGGCGUUCAAGGUCAAGUCAAAAUUUCCAAACGAAACUCUCGUUUUUAUGCUGGAAGUGGAAAAAGCAGGAAAUUUUACAUCAAAAUAUAAUAUUGAUAACAUUUAAGCUUGACAGGACCUUGACUUUGAGGUUAGGGCCACAGUCGGAUGUAAAACUUCCCGCUUUUUCGCAUUUCAGAAUAAAAAAGACAGGUUUCUGAUCUUUUGACUUGAUAUUGGAGGUCAUGGUCAAGGUCAUGAUCAAAGUCACCUCUGCUGGAACUAAUUAUUUCCUCUAUCUUCAUUUGACUUUGAAAUGUCAUAGCCAAGGUGAUGUUUGAACGUAAAAUUGUGAAAAAGAGGGGAUUCCGUUUUACAAUGUACACUUGACCUUGAAGAUCUUAGUCAAGGUCACCAUCAUUUUGCCCCUUGGAUCCUACAACUUUCGUUUAAAAACGUUUUAUUCCAUGAUUUUUUAAAUUAAUUUCAGUACAUUCAGAUAUAUGUAUGAAAUGAUUAUGUGUAGGCUUCCGUUUGUUAUGAAUAACAACUUUCGAGUAGCUCAUCCGAAUAUACCGUUAUUAGUUCAGUGUUAUGGAUUAAUAUAUGUAUUAUUUUUAUCAAUUCAAGUAAUGAGUAUCCAUUCGGGAGAUGUUAAUCAAUAAAUGCUGCCAAUGUAUUAACUUGUGGGGAUAAGAAAUUUUAGAUGUUGUAAUGUUGACGUUGAUGGACAAAUACUUCAUAAGUUGUAAAUCUAUAGGUUGACCAACAGAGCAUAUGAAAUUAACAAUCGACUUAUUGACGGUCGACAAGAUAUUGAAAAUGUCAAUAACCAAUACGUAAAACUAUAAGAAAUACCAUGUAGUGAGAAGAUUAUACUAAUAUAAUUAAUAAAUAUUGAAAUAUACCUAUUCCUUUUCCACUAUUCAAUAGUACUAUUGUUGGUCAGCAAUAGAAACUUUUCUUUACUUACCACUGUACAGUAAGUUUAUCGAGCUUGAAGCUCUGUGAUUCUAUCUCUUUUCCAAUUAUAGUUUUUUUGAGAUGUUUUUAUUGUCUAGUAUUUAAUGUUAUCUUGUUCAAGUAAUAAUUUUACCUCAGCCACGAUAUCUUUUUUGAGUUGACUUGAUU